AUGAUUUUGAAGGACUUUAAUAUAGAAAAAAUACUGAAAUUAGCUGUAAUUCAUGUAGACCAAAUAACUUGUAUUGAAUGUUGUAAAUAUUAUUCAGUUCCUACUACAGCGAUAUGUGGGCACACACUAUGCCAUUCAUGUUGGCGUGGGAGAGGAACGUGCCCUUCAUGUGGACUGCAAAUAGAAAAAAAAGCAUUAAUGUUAAAUUUACCAGUUCAGAGUCAAAAAGAACAUGUCUACAAUUUUAUCCAAACAUUUGAAGAUCUUUUUAAUGUAAAACUUGACGACUUUUUGAUAAACAUACCUGCUGAAAAAGAACUUGAAGAUCCCAAUAAAAAUGUAAAAGCUUGGCUAUCAAGUUCUGAAAAUCAUUUCUCAGCCCCAGUGACAGACUCUCAACAGUCCGCCCAAUUUCAAUCUAUGGAACAAGAUUUGGUCCAAACUGUUAAACAUGUAACAAACGACAUUCAAAUUCAUUCUGAAAAGGCAAACAUUUUGAAGUCGAUUGAUGUUGUUCAUAUAACACCCCAACAAGAUGAUUGGGAUAAAAUUGAAGAAAUGCCAGAAGUAGAAAACAAUAAACAAGAAAAUCCUGUUGGGCCAAUGGAUAUGGAAUCAUUUGGUUUCUUGAUGAAUGAUAAAGUUUAUUCAUCAUGCAAUCCUAGAAGAAGUUCUAGAAAAAAGGAAAGUUGUGUAGAUGACAAUAUUGUAUCUCUUGAAAAAUCUUCAGAUAAGAAUAGCCAUAAGACAUUCAAUAUGGAUGCAGAAAAUAACUCUACUAAGCUUACUAAAAAUUGGAAUAAUGUAAAAAGAAUGAAAAAGGAAUUCAGUAAGCUAAAUAAGAAGAAUAAGAACAAAUUAAACAUUUCUAUUGAAAUGUGUAAAAAAACUCAGACUAAUAAAGGAGGUUUUUCUAAAUCACCAGAUGUUCUAUAUGAAAUCGAAGAUAAUACUCCAACAACUAAAAAUAAUGAUAAUGAAGUCACAAAAGUUAAUUCAAAAAACAAACUUACAGAUAUAAAAGAAAGUAGCAAUGAAAAUAAUAACCCACAAAUGAUUGACACAAAAGAAGAUAGUAUUUCUAAUAACAAGUCUAUAACUAACAAUACAACAAAGUCUACUCCUGAAAUUAAGGACUCUGAAAAAGAAAACCACAUGGAAUACACAUUAAAAAAUAAUCAUUAUACUGUUUCAGAAAAAGAAAAACACAUUCAAUACACAUUAAAUAAUAAUCAACAUAUCAUUCCAAAAACCUAUAAGCAAGUAGACCCUCCUAAAGUUUGCUUCUUUAAGAAAGGUGUUUUGAAUAAAUCUAUUGAUAAAACUAUAAAUCCCAAUGAAAUUGACUUGGAACAAAACAACAACUCUAAUAAAUUAACUUCUAACAAUGAUGACAUUGAAAUAUCAAUAAAAAUAGGUAGUAUGAUAGCAAAUAUUUAUAUUAAAAAAAAAGAAAAUGAUAUCCAGUUUAAAAUUAAUUCAGACUGUGAAAUUCAAACAUCUUUAACUAAUUUGGUUAAAGAAAAAGAAAAUACAUCAUGUUCUCCACAUAACAUUACAGAAAGGCAAAACAUAAAUAGCAAAGAUAAUAAUGAUCUAAUUAUAAAUGAAGUUGCUUCUGUUAUUACAAAAGUACAGAAUGUUGAAAAAUUUACACCCUCAAAAAAGAAUACAGCUUCUGCUGACACAGCAACAGUUCAAUGUGAAAUAACUGAAAGUAUAGAGAAAGAAUUUGCAAAUACAGCUAACGCUCAAUUUGCUGAAAAGACAAGCGCAAUAUCACAAAACGAAAGUAAUGCUAAUGAAAAUUUAAUAAAAAAUCUAGCUCAACAAACUACAAAGCAACUAGGUAGUAUUUCUGAAGACAUAGAAUUUUUAAAUGACAUUUUCGAUGGUGAAUCUGUUAAAGAAGCAAACAUUCAACCUCUUAUAACAUCAAAAAAUACUCCUUCAACAAUAUUAAAGUUUACUACGAAAAGCAAUAAAACAAAAUCCCAAAAAGAUAAAAGGGAUAGAGAUUGUACUGAAAUAGAAGAUCUCCCCAAUAAUAAGAAAAGAAAAAUAUCACAUAGUGAUUGUAUAAUUGAUGAUAAUUUAAAAAAUAAAUCACAACCAACUACAGAAAAGGAUGUAAUGGAACAAGACAGUGAAAACAUGAAUUAUGAUGCAAUAAUGAGUCAAGUAUUUGCUAAUAUAGAUGCCGACAUGGGAAAAUUACCAAGUAAUUCCAAUAAAAAUAAACCGUUACAAAACCAUAAAAAUAAAAGAUUGUCAGAAAACAAUGAAAUAGAAUUUUCACCAAAAAGCAAUGCAAUAAAUAAUAAAGAAGUUAUAAAUGAAAAAUAUAGUGAAAAUAUUUUUUCUCUAUCAAAAGGAGGUCAAGAUUCAGAAAUAUUUGUAACAUCAAAUUUUAAGACAUUUGAAGAUAAAGAAAACACUAAGAUUACAUUUGAAAAACCAUAUGAAGAAUUGGAAAGUAUGGCAAAUAUUAGUAAAACAAAUAAAGAAAAUAAUAAGCAAGUUUCACCAACAGCUGACUUAGAUAUUAUUGAGCUUAGUACUCCAGUAGAUGACGAAGAUUCUGAUAAAAGUGUAGUGGAAGAAACACCUCAGAAAACUCAAUCUUUCACAAGGAAUAAAAAUGAAGUACUUGUGUGUAACACUCAGCAAUUAACAACAAAAGCACCAAAACCUACCCAAUGUAAUAUGGAUACAGAGGAUGGAAUAAAUAUAAUAAGUCUUUCAGAUACAAUAGGAAAAUCUACUAAAAUAAGUGAAAAUAUAACAGUAGUGGAAACAAAAAGACCAACUUUAGAAACACCACUCAAUAUAACGAAAUUCGUUGAUCAAAUUAAACACAAAUCGACUCCUGUAGCUCGAAAAUCACUCAACUUUAUGAGUCAGAAUGAUGAUGAUCCAGAACAAACACUUUGUCCAAGUUCUUUUGUUGCAGCAAAAACAACACAAGAAAAAGAAUUUUUAUCUAAAGCUUUCAAUCAAUCACUUAAUUCGCCAACGCAAGGUGCCGUUCGUAGAAAAGCUUCAAAGCUUUGUAUAGCUGGUUCAUGUUUAACAAUAGAUGAGCAGGCAAACCUUAGACUUCUGUGUUCUCAAAGAAAGUGGACAUUUGUUGAUAAAUAUAUAAAAGAGUUAACGCAUUUGGUGGUUGGAGUCGACGAGGAGAAUAAGUCCCAACGUUCAGUAAAAUAUAUGUGUGCUCUUGCCGGCGCUAAAUGGAUCGUCUCUUACACAUGGGUCGAAAGGUGCUUAGAAACAAAUAGUGUCGUUGAUGAAGAAGCAUUCGAAGCGCUAGAUGGCACGGGCGAGCCGGGCCCGCGGCGCUCGCGCCUCGCCAAGCAAAAGCUAUUCCGAGGAAUCACCUUCUACUGCAUGCCGCCCUUCAGUGUGUUAGAUAUCGAUACUUUAAAGGAUAUUCUGCAAUGGGCGGGUGGGUGUUUGGUGGAGGAGGCGCGGGCGGCGCGCGCGGGGGACGCGCCCGCGCUGCUGCUGGCCGAGCCCGAGCACACGCAGGAGGACCGGUUCAUAUAUCUUGCUAUGGAGCUGAAUGUGGUACCGGUAAAUUAUGAAUGGGUGCUCAAUUGCUUAGGAAGCUACACUUUGGGCUCUAUACAUGAGCUAUUACUUUGCCCCGCGUCUCUACUGCCAAAAGCUACAGCUAAAUGGCCAUCAGAGUUAAUGUCUCGUGAAUAUGAA
Brenthis ino (lesser marbled fritillary) is the source of this 3714-nucleotide messenger RNA. NCBI's taxonomy places the organism in Eukaryota, Metazoa, Arthropoda, Insecta, Lepidoptera, Nymphalidae. The record is from the annotation of a GenBank genome assembly.